This is a messenger RNA of Hyaloscypha bicolor E, 1565 nucleotides long. RefSeq names its product general substrate transporter. Lineage: Eukaryota; Fungi; Ascomycota; Leotiomycetes; Helotiales; Hyaloscyphaceae. The transcript has 5 exons. Bases 1 to 1518 code for a protein of 505 amino acids. Gene Ontology annotation, molecular function: carbohydrate:proton symporter activity. Gene Ontology annotation, biological process: carbohydrate transport; transmembrane transport. Gene Ontology annotation, cellular component: membrane. The record is from RefSeq and is a predicted model, not a curated record.
AUGGCGGAGAAGAGCAUUUCAGCCGAUGUUCAUAUAGAACAUGUCCAUAAGAGGCAGUUCAAGCAUUACAAUAUCAUGGUGAUAGCAGCCAUGUGCUUUGCAUCGAUGGGCAUGGGCUACAGCGCCAGUAUCAUUGGAACCACCUUAGCACAACCUUCUUUCCUUGCAUACUUCCACCUUGAUACUCGAAAGGAUGCGCUUUCUUUGAUAUCCACCAUGAACGGAUUGUUCCAAGCGGGCGCGUUUUUCGGCUCGCUUGGUAUCAACGUUGUCGGCGACAGAUUUGGCAGAAAGAUGUCCAUCAUCAUCCCAUCUCUUCUAGUCCUGGUAUCUGGAGCUUGUCUAGCCGGAUCCGUCAAUGUCGGCAUGUUUAUCGCCUUCCGAUUCUUCUCUGGAAUGGGCUCUUGGUGGCUCCUAGGAUCGGUUCCAGUCUGGAUGUCCGAGGUGGCUCCGCCCAAAAACCGAGGCGUGCUUGUAGACUGCCACAGUGCUGCAUUGCUUUUUGGCUAUUGUGCAGCAUCCUGGAUCGGAGCAGGGUUCUACUUCUAUCACCCUGUUGCGAACAAUCAGUGGCGGGCUCCGCUCGGAUUCCAAUGCUUGCCGGUAUUCAUUGUGCUCUGCUUCAUGCAUUGGCUUCCGGAGUCUCCCCGAUGGCUGCUUCAGAAUGAUCGGACCGAAGAAGCUGAACGUAUACUUCUCAAGCUCCACGACCCCGACGAGGCUGCACUCGAGCUACAGCAGAUCAGAAACCAGAUUGCAGUAGACAAUACUCUCGAAAACAGCUGGAUGUCUCUAGUGACGAAGCGGUCAUAUAGGAAACGCACCUUUAUUACGCUUGGCCUUAGCGUUGGGAUUCAGAUGACCGGGGUUCUGGUGAUCAAUAAUUAUGGCCCGACCAUUUAUGCAAGUCUAGGUUUAAGCACAAGCCAACAACUUUUGUACCAAGGUGGUUUCAAUACACUUGGUUUUGGCUGUGGAAUUUUGGCCCUCCUAGUGGUCGAUAGAUUUUCCAGACCCACGCUCAUUGCCGGAGGUACCGCCAUUGUUCUUGCAACCUUGGUCGCAGAAGCCGCUCUGGUAGCUUCGUACCCGCCAGUUCCUGGCCAGAGCCAAGCUGGCCUCAAGGGCGCUCUGGCGAUGAUUUAUCUCUAUAUCGUUUUCGCAGAAUUUCUCCUUGAUGGCACCCAAUACAUCUACUUCAGUGAGGUGUGGCCCAACCACCUUCGUGCCAAGGGAAUGACAAUUGCGAUGGCAACAAUCGCAUUAGUGAACAUAAUGUGGCUCCAAGUGGCUCCUACUGCUUUCGCAAAUAUCGGCUGGAAAUUCUACUUGUGCUUCAUCAUUCCUGGAUAUAUAUUUGCAGUAUGUGCAUGGAUCUUCUUCCCUGAUACUAGACACCUAGCUCUUGAGGAAAUUGCCGCGAUCUUUGGCGAUGCGGAUGAGAUCUAUCAUGUACAGGACGUCACCAAGCUCUCGCUUGAGAUGAAUGGGAAGUCGGAGCACCAAGAUGAUGUGUAAGGCGUGAGAAUAGGAGAUGAAUGGAAUCGGCCAAGCCAAAUGGGCUC